Pecten maximus is the source of this 5870-nucleotide messenger RNA. RefSeq names its product F-box DNA helicase 1-like. The record is from RefSeq and is a predicted model, not a curated record. Gene Ontology annotation, cellular component: nucleus. Gene Ontology annotation, biological process: double-strand break repair via homologous recombination; replication fork processing. Lineage: Eukaryota; Metazoa; Mollusca; Bivalvia; Pectinida; Pectinidae. Bases 57 to 3785 code for a protein of 1242 amino acids. The transcript has 21 exons. Gene Ontology annotation, molecular function: hydrolase activity; DNA binding; protein binding.
AAUAUGGCGGCAGGGAGAAAACACAAACAAUUCAUCAGCUGGUAAUAGACAGAAGCAUGGAGAAAAUGAAUGACAGUCCGUCUGAAAAAUCUGAUGUUACCUCGGAUGGAAAAGAGAAUCCAGAGAAAAAAAGACGAAUUCACAUGGAUGUACAAGAGUGCUUUGCACAUGCCCAAACAGAAGAUGGUAUACAUCCUUUGUCAAAUCCUUUAGAAUCUUCAAGCAGGCCAAAACCUUAUAAACUUACUCCUAGACCUCCUCGGAUAAAAGCAUCAUAUGCACAUGGAGUCCACAAUACUUAUAGCUCUGCAACAGUAGUGUCAGAGACAAAUAAUGACUCACCAUCUUUAGGAUCCAGAUUGGUUGAUGCAUAUCACAACAAGACUCCAGGUGGUUUCGGAAGUGCUACUCUUCUCUGUGCUAGUAGUAUGCUACCAGAACUGGCAGAUUUACAAAAGGAAAGUAUCACAACAAAUCAAAAUGCAGGUACUGUACAUCAUAAAACACUGCACACUGAGCUCUCAUCUAUAUGUGUGCCAAAGCAAGAUAGCUGUGAUAACAAAAGUAGUACACCUAGCACUGUAACUAACAGGCAGGGUAUCAGGACAUCAGACAAUAGUCAAGAGCACAAGUCAAUUGGUAAUUUGCCAUCAAGCAGUAACAAAACAUUGAAGUCAAAUGAUAGCCAGAAAAACUCGCGGAGUAACACUCCCUCAAAGAGUGGUAAACAACCAAUUCUACCAAAUCAGCAAAAGAUGACAAAUUUCUUCACAAGCUCUAAGGAAUGUAAAUCAGAAAGUGAAAAAAGUUGUCAUGAUGAUAGCUACGUGUAUGGUACAGUAGCGUCCAGUUACACUCCUAUUAAAAAUGUUGGAGGUUCUUCUGUUGUGUUCGUUAUUGACGAUGAAAGCCCUGACUUUCUCUCCCGACAGAAAGCAUCGCAAGAAAGCAGUUCUGGGUAUUCCUCCACUAAGAAUUCACCUGCCAAGUGUUCACUUAAAGAUUUCAAAGAAAAUGCUGUUGUCAAGAAGCUUUUCGCAGGACAGAAAAGCCUUGUUGAUAAUCCUAACUUGAAACCUGUGAAGGCUUCAUCUGUGAGUUCUAGUCCAAAUAGGUUUGGUUCUCAUAAGAAAAGCAUGUAUUCAAAAAAGGAACCAAAAACUGAGCAGCUAAUGAGAAUGGAAAUUGACUCUAUUUCAUCUUCAGAUGAUGAAUGUAUGUCACAAGCCCUUGACUGUGCUAUAACCGACACAUUUGGACUUUUGGGAAAUGGAACCAUGAAGAAAAAGGAGGAAGAGAAGAUAGAUUAUUUCAGUAUAUUACCCACUGAAGUGAUGGAGCAUAUCUUUUGUCAUCUACCAAUGUUAGACCUGUGUCUCAAUAGCAAUAAAGUGUGUAAACGAUGGAAUGAGAUCAUCUCAUCUGAAAAGUUUAUGCCAUGGAAAAAACGUUACCACAAGCUGAAGAAGAAUGUAGAGGGUACCACAGAUGAAAUGAUAGGUGUUCUGAAGACCAACAACAUGAGAUCCCCUUCACUGUUCCUGACACAAAUCAUCAGUUACAUGAGGGACAUAAAGCCAGUGACAUCCAGUAAUAUGAAUCAGUGUCUGCAGACACUCCCUAAGUACCAUUGGGCCAAGGAACUCCUGGACGAGAGGGCACCACACUGCAUUAUCAACAAGGAGCCUAACCCUUGGAGUAUGAUCACCUGUUUGGUGAUUAUAGCAGAUUCAGUACAGGAAAUACAGAAAGUACUUGCCUGCCUUACAUCUCCCAUGUCUGACUGUACCACACAGGAGGUUCUGGAAUGUCUCUAUCGCCUCGCAGCAUUCUUCAUGAAAUUCAAAAGAUUAUGGUCCAAAGGCCCAUUUACUGGAAUUCAUUACCGGCUGUUCUAUGCACUGUACUUGUAUGAGAAUGCAUCUGCUUCCAAUUUGGGGGACCUGAAGGGAGCUCUCACCGGGAAAGCUGGCCAACAGUGUAUGGUCAAGUAUGGUUGUGCAGAGACCAGCUUGAGGUUGACUCAUGAACAGAUGAGGGUGGUAAACCAUGACUGUCUCCCAGGAGAACUGGCCAAGAUUGUUGCUUUUGCAGGUACUGGGAAGACUACCACACUGGUGAGAUACACACAGCUGAGGCCACAAACCAAGUUCCUUCUGGUGGUGUUUAACAAGUCUGUGUGUGAUCAUGCGAGGACCAAGUUCCCUCGGAAUGUCGACUGUAAGACGGGUCAUGCUUUGGCCUUUGGCAAAGUGGGAUUUAGGUACAAAAACGCUGGAAAGUUCAGAGGGAAUGGCCCAACUGUUUACAGCAUCACACAGACCAUUCAAAAUAAGAAGGGAGAUAACUUGUUUGUACGGGCCAAGUUUGUCCUUGACACCUUGAAUACUUUCCUUUCAUCUGCUGAUCCUAUUCCAACUGAAGAUCAUGUACCAGACUUCAGAACUGAUGAUGCAGGCAAUAGGGUACCAAUAGAUCCCCUUAAGAGGAAGAUGUAUGUUGAUGACACCUCUUACCUGUGGAAUCGCAUGAAGGAUCUGAAUGAUAAGAAUGUUCCGAUAUCACAUGAUGGAUACCUGAAAUUGUACCAGCUGAGUCGGCCCCGCCUCCACUAUGACUGUAUCCUGAUAGACGAGGCUCAGGACCUUACACCAGCUAUAUCGGAUAUCCUGCUCAGUCAGAACACCUCUAAGAUCCUGGUCGGGGACCCACACCAGCAGAUCUACUCCUUUAGGGGGGCAAUCAACUCAAUGCAGAUUGUGCAAGCUUCUACAAUCUUCUACCUGACACAGUCGUUCCGGUUUGGUCCAGAGAUUGCAGAAAUUGCAGCUUGCUGUUUGGAACUACUGAAAAACGAGAAAAAGAAAAUACUGGUUGGAAAUGGCCAAACAUGUCAAGUUUUAGGAGAACAAGUUGGUCAACUAGCUGUCCUGACCAGGUGUAACUUUACACUGUUUAAUGAAGCUGUGAAGAGGUGUUGUCAUGAGAACACCGAGGAUAAGGUGGCAUUUGUUGGUGGCACAGAUGGGUUUGGUUUUGGAAUGAUCAUGGACAUAUACUGUCUGUUGUUAACCCCAGAACAAAGGAAGAAAGAGAGGAGAGAAAUAGAACACAAACUGGUCAGAUCCUUCAACAGCCUCCCUGCACUGGAGAAAUAUGCUACAAAAGUUCAGGACAACGACCUCCUGGGCAAGAUAAAAAUCGUCAGACAACAUCACCAUAAUCUUCCAGGUUACAUUGAUAAAAUCCUUAAGAAGACCAUUCGUGACACAAGAGUGGCAGAUGUGGUGCUGAGUACAGCACAUAAGUCCAAGGGUCUGGAGUUCAGUACUGUACACCUGACGGAUGACUAUGUUACCUAUAUACAGUUACAGGAGCUGGAGCAGCAGUUCAUUGGUACACCCUUACGUUUGCCGAGUGAGGACGAGAGUAACCUGUUGUAUGUAGCAGUAACUCGGGCUAAGAAUGCUCUCAUCAUGUCACCCACCCUGACCAAGCUGAUACAGAGGGCCGGGUGUGCAUUUGAGUAUCCAGUGUUGAGCUCAGUGUUGAAAGAUAAAGGUGUGGCAUUCACAUGCAUGAAAACUGGAUCCGAGUUUAAGCCAUAUGCAUUGACAUUACAGAAAAGGGAUGUGAAAUUGAGCAAUGGUACAACCAUCGCAGGUGGAGUAUAUAGUCCAGGGAGUAUUAAAGUGGAAAACACCCUGUGGGACGGACUCCUUGGUACCACCGCUGAGGACCGCAAAAAAGAGGAGGAAUACGAGGAAUCGAGGAGGAAUAUAUGACGGGCCUAUAGAAAGUGGGCAUGCUAUAACCAGAGAACAAUUAAAUGUUUACGAAAACUGGAAGGAUUUAACAUUGUGUUAAAGAAGAGAGAGAAUAGGAGCGAUCAAAACAGACAUUUGUGUUCAUAAUACAGAAAAGGAACAUUUAAAACAGACAUUUGUGUUUGUAGUACAGAAAAGGAACAUUUAAAACAGACAUUUGUGUUCGUAGUACAGAAAAGGAACAUUCAAAACAGACAUUUGUGUUCAUAAUACAGAAUAGGAACGAUCAAUCAGACAUUUGUGUAUGUGUUCGUAGUACAGAAUAGGAACGAUCAAUCAGACAUUUGUGUACGUGUUCGUAGUACAGAAUAGGAAUGAUCAUCAAAACAGACAUUUGUGUUAAGAAUACAGAUCACAAACAUUCCAAAUAGACAUCAGCUAGUAAUGAUUUGAGGAAAGCUUCUUGACAAUAAAAGGUUCUGGGAAAAUGUCAACCAGUUUAAGAGGGAACUGUCUUCUGUAUGAAAAUGUUACAUUGAUUAGAUAAGUGUAGACUGCUGAUGAGACUCGUCAUUACAUAACCUGCAGUACUGUAGCUGUUAAUUAACGAUGAGACCCGUCAUUACAUAACCUGUUAAUUAACGAUGAGACCCGUCAUUACAUAACCUGCAGUAGCUGUUAAUUAACGAUGAGACUCGUCAUUACAUAACCUGCAGUAGCUGUUAAUUAACGAUGAGACCCGUCAUUACAUAACCUGCAGUAGCUGUUAAUUAACGAUGAGACCCGUCAUUACAUAACCUGCAGUAGCUGUUAAUUAACGAUGAGACCCGUCAUUACAUAACCUGCAGUAGCUGUUAAUUAACGAUGAGACCCGUCAUUACAUAACCUGCAGUAGCUGUUAAUUAACGAUGGGACCCGUCAUUACAUAACCUGCAGUAGCUGUUAAUUAACGAUGAGACCCGUCAUUACAUAACCUGUUAAUUAACGAUGAGACUCGUCAUUACAUAACCUGCAGUAGCUGUUAAUUAACGAUGAGACUCGUCAUUACAUAACCUGCAGUAGCUGUUAAUUAACGAUGAGACCCGUCAUUACAUAACCUGCAGUAGCUGUUAAUUAAUGAUGAGACUCGUCAUUACAUAACCUGCAGUAGCUGUUAAUUAACGAUGAGACACGUCAUUACAUAACCUGCAGUAGCUGUUAAUUAACGAUGAGACCCGUCAUUACAUAACCUGCAGUAGCUGUUAAUUAACGAUGAGACCCGUCAUUACAUAACCUGCAGUAGCUGUUAAUUAACGAUGAGACCCGUCAUUACAUAACCUGCAGUAGCUGUUAAUUAACGAUGAGACCCGUCAUUACAUAACCUACAGUAGCUGUUAAUUAAUGAGGGACCAACGACAGUCAACUUAGUAUCAAGUAAAAAUGUGCUCCUAAAUGAUUUCUGUAUUGUUUACAGUACAUUUCCUAUUGAUGUAGUGUAGGUUUAAUCCGGGAUUUUGUGGAAUAUGUUAUGUUGAUGAGAAAUGUUUUUAUUUAUGAUGUUAUGUAGAUAUUAGAAAUGUAUAUUUAUUAGUGUGUAUAUAUUACGUAGAUGUUAAUGUUUCUGUUGAGAAGUAUAUUUAUUAGUGUGUAGAUGAAAAUGUUUCUGUUGAGAAUAGUUCAGUGAUGUUGAUACUGCUUUUUAGUUACCAUGUAUAGCAGUUUAAACAAUUACCCUGGUAUAAACUUGGUGGUGUCUGUUUGAACAGACUUACAGUUUGGUACUAGUUGGUCAUAUUCCAUUGAAAUAGUACUUUCAGACAUUUAUGUCACAGAUACAAAAAUUGCAUUACCCAAUGUGAUUCAGAAACUUUUUUAUUAGACUUUUUGUGUUUUAUACGACAUGUAAGACUUUGCUGUAAUGAGUAUAUUGUUUGAUUUUGUGAUCUGGUUUGAGGUAUGUUCAGAUUGAAAGGGUAUUAUAGACAAGAGAGUACUAGAGAAGGAGAGGAAAUUUAGAGUGUAUAACUGUCAUUAUUAAAAUGAGAUUUUUAGCCCACCAUCAUCAGAUGGUGGGCUAUUCAAAUCGCCCUGCGUCCGUGGUCCGUCGUCCGUCCGUCCGUCCGU